This is a messenger RNA of Capsicum annuum, 2365 nucleotides long. Its product is annotated as probably inactive leucine-rich repeat receptor-like protein kinase At5g48380. Lineage: Eukaryota; Viridiplantae; Streptophyta; Magnoliopsida; Solanales; Solanaceae. The record is from RefSeq and is a predicted model, not a curated record. Bases 311 to 2176 code for a protein of 621 amino acids. Gene Ontology annotation, molecular function: protein binding; ATP binding; protein kinase activity. The transcript has 3 exons. Gene Ontology annotation, biological process: protein phosphorylation.
AAUCACUUUUUUUUUUCCAUUUUCUUAGUUUUAGUUCUCAUUUUCUCACUUGUUAGCCUUCUUUCUUUGACCAAAAGAAAAAAAGAAAAAAAACUAUAUCACCAAAAAUACUCUCUUUUUUUUUUCCUUAAGUGCUUGUUUAUUGACCCUCAAGAUCCAGCAUUUUGUAGCCUAAACUGGGGAGUUACUGGAUUUAACUCAGGAGAAAAUGGAUUUGUUUUUGCAAUGCAUUUUUCCGGGGGUGCCUAGUUUAUAAAGACCUAAGAUGUUUCAGUCAACUGCUUAAUUAGGACCUUUGACUGUUGUGGUUAUGACUGGGCCCCUUGCCAAGAUGGUUUUGGACAACAGAGCUCUUACCACACUUGCUGCUAUUUUGAUCUACUUGAUCUUGAGUUGCGCUGUUUGCUGUGCUGUUCAAAGCGACAUUGACUGUCUGAGAUCUAUAAAAGAUUCAUUAGAAGAUCCAAAUAAUACUUUGAGCUAUACAUGGAAGUUCGAUAAUCUGACGGAAGGUUUCAUUUGCAAGUUUGCUGGGAUUCAGUGCUGGCAUCCUGAUGAAAAUAAGGUUCUGAGUAUCAGUCUUCCUGACAUGGGUCUCAAGGGCAGGUUUCCACUUGGUCUUCGGAAUUGCACCUCUAUGACAUCAUUAGAUCUUUCGAGCAACAAUCUCCAUGGAAGCAUUCCAUCUGAUAUCUCCAAAUAUAUAGGUUUCGUGGUAACCCUGGAUCUCUCAUCUAACCAACUAUCAGGGGAAAUCCCAGUUAAUCUUGCAAACUGCUCUUUUUUGAAUAACCUUAAACUUGAAAACAACCAGUUUACGGGUCAAAUCCCUCCAGAAAUUGGCCUGCUUGGUCGCCUCAAAACUUUUAAUGUAGCAAACAAUCGAUUGACUGGACCAGUUCCACAUUUCAUAAAUGCAACUGUUCCUGCAGAGAGCUAUGCCAAUAAUCCCGGACUGUGUGGAGAACCGUUAGAUCCUUGCCAGGGUACUUCUAAGAAACCCCCUACCGCAAUCAUUGUCGGUGCAGCUGUUGGUGGGGUAAGUUUAGGUGCUGUAUUUUUGGCCAUCGGUAUGUUCUUCUAUAUGAGAAGGAUAUCCAGGAAGAGGAAGAAGGAUGAUGAUCCUGAAGGGAAUAAAUGGGCGAAGAGUAUUAAGGGUAAAAAGGCAAUCCAGCUUUCAAUGUUUGAGAAGUCUACUUCAAAAAUGAGAUUUAGUGAUCUUAUGAAGGCCACUGACAGCUUCAACAAAAACAAUAUUAUCGGGUCAGGAAGAACCGGGACUUUUUACAAAGCAGUACUUGAUGAUGGCACUUCACUUAUGGUUAAGAGGUUGCAGAAUACUCAGCACUCAGAGAAAGAGUUUAUGUCCGAGAUGGCUACAUUGGGAAAUGUAAAGCAUCGUAAUCUGGUUCCUCUUUUAGGUUUCUGCAUUGCCAAAAAAGAAAGGCUGUUGGUCUACAAAGACAUGCCAAAUGGAACCUUGCAUGAUAGGUUACAUUCGGUGAGUGAAGGCGAAAAAACUCUAGAGUGGCCUAUAAGAUUAAAAAUAGGCAUUGGAGCAGCCAAAGGAUUUGCAUGGCUUCACCACAACUGCAAUCCUCGUAUCAUUCACAGAAAUAUUAGUUCUAAAUGCAUCUUGCUGGAUGUGGAAUUUGAACCUAGGAUAUCAGAUUUUGGGCUUGCCAGGCUAAUGAAUCCAAUUGACACUCAUUUGAGUACCUUUGUCAAUGGAGAAUUCGGGGACUUCGGUUAUGUUGCUCCUGAGUACACACGAACUCUCAUGGCUACUCCAAAAGGUGAUGUGUACAGUUUCGGUGUUGUACUUCUCGAGUUAGUUACUGGUGAGAAACCGACCUCUGUCACCAAAGCUCCCGAGACCUUUAAGGGGAAUUUGGUGGAAUGGAUCACACAACUCUCCGGUGAAUCUAAGCUUAAAGAUGCGAUUGACCAUUCAUUGUCUGGUAAAGGUUAUGACAAUGAGAUCUUCCAGGUCCUUAAAGUUGCUUGUCGAUGUGUGUUGUCUCCUGUUCCUAAGGAGAGGCCGACAAUGUUUGAAGUUUACCAGCUUCUGAGAGCCAUCGGAGAGCGAUAUCAUUUCACAACUGAUGAUGACAUUUUGAUGCUUUCAGAGAGUGAUGGCGGAUUCCAAAUGGACGAGCUCAUUGUUGCUCAAUAAGUAAACGACACCCUCGAUCUGGUUGAGUAAGAUACAGUAAUUUAUUAGAUCAUUUUCUAUCCUGUACAAAUACCACUUUCAGUAUCAUAUAUAGAUCAUUGUACUCUUAAGUCCCUUCUUCAUAGCUACCCAACUAUGUAAUCUGUGUUGCUUUUUCUGUAUUUCUAAUGGUGAAGAGAUUUCUACAAA